AUGCCAAAAUCAAGCAAAUUGACACCGGAAAAACAGCCACCACCGCCGCCCGACGAUUAUAACGAUUUAAUCAGCGAACUGCAGCAAAGAAGCGGAAGAAGUCUUCAGAAAACGUUCAUCAAAAAGUUAUGGGCUGUACAUCAAGAUAUCGUUGCUUAUGUAAAUCCGUCCCAGCUUCGAUGGAUGUUUUUUUCGCCGGCACUGCUAGCGUGCCCAGAAGGUCUGUGAAUAACCGAACGAACUCGAGAAAUGUAAACGCCUUUCAGGUGUCAAACUUGUCGCCGCUAUUCUCGUCAAAAUCGGAGUGACUACGGGAUAUCGGUUGUUGGAAAAGCUCAUUAUGCAGUUUGAGCUGUCAGAGUAAGUAGCGAAUUCGAAAGAAACAUCAAGAAACGAGCACAUUUCAGUGGUGAUUGUCAGAGAUACGGAGAAGUCAUGACGGCGGCAUGGAAGACGGCGUAUCAGGAAGGAAACUUCGAUUUGACGGAGGAAUUGGAGACGGAAGUGAUCACUCCGAUCUGCCAGAGCGCCGUCUACGGACACAAGCCGUUUUGCGCGAAAUUUCGCAAAGUUCUGGUGUCGUUCGGCACCGAGAAAAAGCUAGAUAAAAACGUGGAUUCGAUGAUCACGCGGAUUCUGAACGGAUGCCUUUUCCGUGCCCUCGGCGCCCGAAACUGGAUUGUGCAGUCGUCCGCCGCCGAAGUGCUCUACAUGUUUUAUCCGCUCGUCGGAGAUGAUGCAGAAGACAUGGCAAAGAGCAUGGAGACUCAGCACAGGCACAUGGUCGAUUUGCUGCAAAGCGACGUCAUCUCGAUUCGAACAGACGCGGCGAAGAAUGUGUUGAAACUGAUGGGCGAGUACUGGCUCAUUCUUCCUAAAAAUGUGAUCAAGGAGAUAUUUGCAUUCGUCAUCGAAGAAUUGUCCAGAGAUACAGUGGUCGGAGUGCGUGUCGCCGUCUUUGAGGGACUCAGCGAGAUGGCUUUCGUUCCAGCAUGCAUGAACGUCUUCGCGCACGCUCUCAAGUGUGUUGCCUCCCGAGGAAUCCAAGACAAAUCGGAGCGUGUGCGGCUCGUUGCCUAUCAGCUUCUAGCCAGACUCAAAAACCACAAGUUCAUCAGCGUCUUCGACAUUAUUGACCGGAAAGAAGCUGUCGCCAAAAUGGACUUGGAAACUGUCGAAUCUUGCCGCCGUCAACUGGUUCCGAUCGUUCAUAUUCUGCUGCCGAUCUCAUCAAAAGAUCACGACGAGAACUACUACCGCCCACGCGUGAACGGCAUGCUAAAACAAAGCCGUCUCGCCCUACUCAGCUACUUCCGACUCCUUGGACCGAUGAAGAUCAUCGACGCAAGUCAGGCUGUCAAACUCAUGGAAAUGCUGUUAACCUGGAGUUAUCGGUACUUGAGAAGAUGGGAUAAAAAAGCGGCGCAGAAGGCGGAAGAGCCAAUGGACGAGAAGUCGGAGGAGUUCAUGAAGACGAGAGCGUAUCUGGAGUGUGCGCUCAUCAUCUACAUGUCUUGCAAAGGGGUUGGUUAUUGAAAAAUGCCAAUUAUUACUAAAACUUUCAUUUCAGAUGUUGCUACAAGAAGCGAAUCUUAAGGAGAGAUGCGAAAAGUAUUUUGUCAAAGUAGUCCGAUUGAUCUACGAGAAAUACUCGAACACUCCAAUCCUCGGCACCGCCACUGCCGUUUGCAGCGCCAUUUCCAAGGACGAACUCAAGCCGAUAGCGCAGGAUGUGCUUGCUCGUCUCGCCGACGACGACGUUCCCGUCGAAGCGGUCGAACCGUUCCUCGAGACAGCAAUCCAUUUCAAUCCAGAUUCGCUGUUCGAUUCGCUCGAAAAUGGGCUUCAAGUGCUCGAAGAUCUGUUCAAAGUGCCGGCGAAGGCAAAGACGAAGAAGAGGGACGUGGGAGUGCCGGAGGAAGUGCUCGCGACGACAUUGGUACGGCUCAAGUACCUACUGCAGAGCUAUAAUAUGUCGAGUUUGGUGUCGAUGCGGGAGACGUACAGAAUAAGGAUUCUGAAACUGUUAGCUGUAAGUUUAAGAGUUGCAUAUUCUGAAAAUCCGUGUUGCUUUCAGAAGGUCGAACCUGUUCGCGACGCGAUUGAAUCCCGCCUGGCGAAAGGAGACGGCGAAGAGCAGCCUCUGACGGACAAAACUCUUCUGACGGCGCUCGAGGUCCGCUUCAUCCUUCCGCUCUUCGCCGCCGUGAACACAAACGACGAUGAUCCGGACGAGCGGCAAAAGGCGAUCGAUUCGACGAAAGAUCUACUGACGUGGUUCGAGGAACGCAUCGCAGUCCGCAUGGGAGACGAGCAGUUCAUGGAGCGGCACCACGAGUUUUUCGUUCAGUUGACGAAGACGUUCCUCGAAACGAUGAAUGUGGUUAUGUCGGCGUUUGACUACACGACGCGGCCGUUGGAGUACGAGGACGAGGCGGAUCGUCCGGAAGAGUCGGAGAAGACAAAGUUGGAGAAUACGUCGGUCGCGCAAAUUGCUACGAGGUUAGAAAGAAUGACAGUCCUCUCAUACAAUUAUUUUUUUUUACUUGCAGAAUACUCGUUUCAAUGUGCACCAGCUCCGUUCCUGUCGAACUGUUCGUUUCAAUUCUCCACGUGGGCGCAACUCUCUGCGAGGAGUCGUACACCGAAUGUCAUUCGGAUCUGGCGAGCAUUCUCAGAUUCGUGCCCAAAUGGAUCAAUGCGCAGUGCAAAGACGAUGAGGAGUACGAGCUCGAGAAGAGCAAAGAGACACUCGAAGCGCUGCGACAAUUCCAGAAAAAAGUGCUGGAGACGGACUACUGGGAGCAGGAAUCGGCGGAGAAGUGCGCCUCGCACUUUGUCCUCUUCUCGGUGCAAUCGCUCGUCGAAGCGUCUCUUGGAGCCGAGUACGAGGAUCCGAGGCUCGAGGAGUAUACGCUGCCCACUUUCAUUUCGUUCGGGGUCAACAAGUUGGUACUGAAGGACAAGGCGAUGGCGGAGGACUAUCUCGCAGUGCUGGAGAAGGAUUUUAUGGCCGAGGGAUGCAAGUUCUUCCGGGGCCUCGAGGAUCCCGAAAAGAUCAACGUUCUGCUCGAGCGUUACACUCUCCUCGCCCAACUUCUCCGGAUUCUCGAACGCAAUUCAAAGUAUGGGCAGCAGAAAAUAGCGUCGGCUCUGAAAGAAGUCACCGCGAAGAUCCUUGAGCUGUUCACGAAGGACUUGGAGACGGUCGAGAAUCGCGUGGUAAACAGUCUGAACGCCAUUCUCGAUGUGCCAUUGCCAGACGGAUUCUAA
Molecule: messenger RNA, 3273 nt
Organism: Caenorhabditis sp. 36 PRJEB53466
Lineage: Eukaryota; Metazoa; Nematoda; Chromadorea; Rhabditida; Rhabditidae
Source: the annotation of a GenBank genome assembly